UUUUGGCUCCUCUUAGUGAUAUAAAAUUGGCCUCAGCUAUUGCAUCUCACAGGCCUUAAUCGUUAAGUUGGUCUUGCAUGUAGUUAGUUACAAUAUCGCCAACGCUUCCGUAAAUCGUACACCGAGUAGGAAAUUGACUAGAAAGAGUUCUGAGUUUGGUGGAAACAUUCUUUGAAAAUGACGACGGCUUCAAGACCAACUUUUGCCCCCGCUACUGGCGGACAAGGCAGGGGAGAAACGUCUCUCAGUUCCAUGAGUAAACAAUAUUCAAGUCGAGAUCUUGCAUCGCAUACAAAAUUGAAAUACAGGGAUAUUGGUCAAGGAUCAUCAGAAGAAGUGAGAAACAAGGAUUUGAAAAGAGAUCUUGAAGAACGAGAGAAAUUUCAUAAAGAUAAAAGUGAUAGAAAAGAUAGAUCAUUAAAGAAUGUUUCAUCAGUCUCAUCUGCCCAAAAGUUUCGUGUAGAUUCAACCAGUAAUGGCUUAGAUACAGAUGAUCCCAUUGAAGAUGAAAGUGAUGAUAGUAUUGAUGAUGAAGAAGAGGAUGAUACAGCUGAGUUAAUGGCUGAAUUGCAAAGGAUUAAAGCUGAACGAGCAUCUGAAUUGGCCAAAAAAGAAAUGGAACAAAGACAGGAAGAGGAGCGUAUUAGGAUGGAAAACAUUUUAAGUGGAAAUCCCUUGUUGAAUUACACUGGGAAAUCGCAAAAGUCUGAUUUGCGCGUUAAACGCCGUUGGGACGAUGAUGUCGUCUUUAAAAAUUGUUCUCGCGCUGAACCGGAACGAAAAGAAAUUACUUUUAUCAAUGACUCACUUCGUUCCGAAUUCCACAAAAAGUUCAUGGACAAGUAUAUUAAGUAAUUCUAGUUUCUUUGCUAAUAAAAAUACAUUUCCAUACUUACA
Daphnia carinata is the source of this 897-nucleotide messenger RNA. RefSeq names its product spliceosome-associated protein CWC15 homolog (gene c12.1). The coding region runs from base 178 to 855 and encodes 225 amino acids. Gene Ontology annotation, biological process: mRNA cis splicing, via spliceosome. The transcript is spliced from 5 exons. The record is from RefSeq and is a predicted model, not a curated record. Gene Ontology annotation, molecular function: RNA binding. Gene Ontology annotation, cellular component: catalytic step 2 spliceosome. Lineage: Eukaryota; Metazoa; Arthropoda; Branchiopoda; Diplostraca; Daphniidae.